This is a messenger RNA of Suillus subaureus, 634 nucleotides long. Its product is annotated as COX7A, subunit VIIa of cytochrome c oxidase. The record is from RefSeq and is a predicted model, not a curated record. Gene Ontology annotation, biological process: mitochondrial electron transport, cytochrome c to oxygen. The transcript is spliced from 3 exons. NCBI's taxonomy places the organism in Eukaryota, Fungi, Basidiomycota, Agaricomycetes, Boletales, Suillaceae. The coding region runs from base 58 to 240 and encodes 60 amino acids.
UCACACUCCCGGCUUGCACCGUAACGUUCAACACUCAAAACAAUCUUUAAUCCAACAAUGCCUAUUGCACCAAUCACUGGCAAGCUUAGAAAGAGACUCUGGCUCGACCUUUCGGUCGCCCUUGGUCUCGGCGUCUCAUCUGCUUAUGCUUACUGGUAUGGCGUACACCUCAAGUCUGUACAAAAGCAGGAGGAGUUUUAUUUCAAGCUGGAGCGAGCAAAAGUGCAGCAGUCGCAGUGAUGAGCGCGCUUUAGUAUACACCGAACCUUUGUCACCGCACAAAUAGACUGUGUCCACCUGGAUCUUUAUGGGAGGAACGGCUGUCCAUUGAACUACCUAGGGGAGACACUUUGCUUGCAUAUGGUUUGAAUCUGUUGCUCUGGUGCAUGAUUGGGCGUAUGCUAUGCUUGACUUUUGGGGAAUGCCAAUUGCACCAAUGUCUAGCCCUGCGGUGUCUGGCGCGGGUCUUUGUCUUUCCGCAAAAUCGACAUGUCCUGUGAGGGAAAACAGACCUGGCGAGCAAUGCGCGUGUUCGCAUUACUCGGACUAGACCAACAUUGAUUGCGUGAAUAUAGAAAGUAUGCACCCACUGCCUCCCACAAUGUACCGCCGCUCAAAGGGGAUUGCUGAUAUG